Coccinella septempunctata (seven-spotted ladybird) is the source of this 814-nucleotide messenger RNA. RefSeq lists its product as uncharacterized. The transcript has 2 exons. NCBI's taxonomy places the organism in Eukaryota, Metazoa, Arthropoda, Insecta, Coleoptera, Coccinellidae. The record is from RefSeq and is a predicted model, not a curated record. Bases 83 to 814 code for a protein of 243 amino acids.
UUCACUGUUGAACUGUCACAGGGGUAACAUUGAGUUUUUGGUUAGCCGGGUGAGCGAAUAUUGGAAUAUUCUAAAUUUCAACAUGGAAAGAAAUAUGAGGUUGAAACCUAAGUGUUGUGUUCCAAAUUGUGAGGAUAGGACAUGCAAGCGUCAUCGGUUUCCGAAUCCAGAAAAAUAUCCUACUCUCUUCAAACUUUGGGUGGAAAAAGUGAAUAAUUCUAUCCUGAAAAAUAAAACACCACAACAGAUACGGAAAACAUAUCUUGUUUGUGAUAGACAUUUUCCAGAAAAUUACAAAACAGAGGGCCGAAAAGGAAUUUGGGAUACUGCUUACCCGUCCUUGUUUCUUCCUGAUGAAAGUAAUGAUGUUCUGGAAAUGCAAGAAUGUACCAAUGUUCCAGAGAUCCAUGAAGGCAACAAUGAUCUGAUGAUAGGGGAACCUGCUGGCUGUUCAAAUUCAAUCCACUUAUUGAGACGAGGAGCAGUCAAGAAAAGGGUGAUGAUGAACAUUCACGAAAAAAAUUUACUGAAAAGACUGACUUAUCAGAAUAGACGAAUUCAGAAGAUGUCUGAUGAAAUCAGUCUUUUCAAAAAUAGAUUAAGAUGUGCACAAAAGCUCAAUUCCUCACUGAAUUUGAAUAAAAUAUUGAAAUAUGUAUCUCAAUGCACCAUAAAUUUUAUUCAGUCUCAGUUGAGGAACCAACGGCUUCAACCAAGGGGUUGGCGAUUUUUUUCUUAUCUCUAUUUUUUUAAGUUUAAUAUUCAUAUUCAACGUUCACGCGUGAAUGUCGUUCUGUCGAGCACGUCUCGGUGA